AUGUCAUGGACCGAAACCAAGCCAGGCCAUUACCAGCGGCCGCUGGGUGGCGCCGAGAACGGCAUGAUCGUGGCCAUCACCGUGCAAAGGCAGCUUGUACGGGAGCCGAUCCGAAUCCAUGCCUUCGCGGACUUCAUACUUGAUCAAGGCAAUUCCAAGGAUGCCAUUGCAGCAUUCAGAGAUGCAUGGAAGGCGUUGCGCCUGCUCAAAUCUCCCGACAUCGCGACCACAUAUGCAGAUGGCUACACUCAUUACCAGGUGCCCUCCGACGAGGAGCUUGAGUCAUGGCUACGGAAUACAUUCAGAGUGGCUCGAGAGGGGAUCUCGACGCAGACAGUGGUCAAGAAAAUGCAAUCAAUGCAGGAAAUGCUACCAGUCCUCUACUUGGUGCCUGCAUUGGCCGAAACUGGCUUCAAGGGUUCAGUGAUCUUGUUUAUCAGCCAUUGGAGGACCGAGGCUGCCGGUGCUUUCAAACUCAUCAGUCACAUUUUCGACUACGCUGCUGAGCUACUGAGUGGAAGCGCUACCAGGGAUGCUCUGACAGGGCAUGUUGCAGGAAAUGAGACCGCACUGCUCAAUCCGACAUUGGAAGAUAUCCUGAUGCCGAACAAAUCCACCAGCCCAGAAUCCAAGCUUCGCAUUCAGCGGAUCCUCGCAGACUAUGAUUCAAAACUCCCGCCUGUGGAUUUUCCCAUGCAAGGGGACCCUUCCACAACACCUACGUCGGUGAAAUUGCAUCUGAGGCGGUACAAGGAAGGUGCCACGUCUGGUCUGGCCAGGGCAUGCAAAGCCAAAGGCAUCAGUGUGACUUCGGCAGUGCAUUCAGCAUACUUGGAAGCCGUCUGGAAACUGGCCGACAGCGACAAGAGAGGCAGGAACUAUGCGUCGAUGAUGCCGGCUCAGGUUCGCACACGCUUGCCUGAAACCUCGCCAUUUCGAGAUCAGGGAGGCUGGAACGCAAGUCAGAUGUUGAUGAUAACGGCAGCAACAGGGCAAGGCUUUCUAUCACGAGCGCUUGACCUCAAGCGACAAUACGCUGUUGCCGAUCAGCAGACAUGGUUGUACGAGGACACACGUGAAAUGAGUGAGCAGUUGAGGACCCAUCCUCUGGCGCUUGAGGCGUCUAUGCCGUGGUUUACGAGUCACGGUGUCCUUGACAGAGAGAUGAUACCAUCCAAGCAUGGAAAGCUGACAGUAGAGAACAUCAUGGUUUUCGCCGAUCCAGUACUCGGUCCGGGUAUUGUGCUGGGCGUGUGGACCUUCGCUGGCAAGAUGUCCAUCGAGGUCCACUGGAACACUGCUUUUUAUCAUGACAGCAUCAUGCAAAAGACACUUGAUGUCAUUGAACAGACACUCAACGCCGAGCUCGGGCUUGAGAUGGAGGUCGAACAUAGUAUUCUCACUGAGUUUUGA
Exophiala bonariae is the source of this 1413-nucleotide messenger RNA. RefSeq lists its product as uncharacterized. The coding region runs from base 1 to 1413 and encodes 470 amino acids. The transcript has a single exon. Lineage: Eukaryota; Fungi; Ascomycota; Eurotiomycetes; Chaetothyriales; Herpotrichiellaceae. The record is from RefSeq and is a predicted model, not a curated record.